Galleria mellonella (greater wax moth) is the source of this 1689-nucleotide messenger RNA. RefSeq lists its product as uncharacterized. The record is from RefSeq and is a predicted model, not a curated record. Gene Ontology annotation, molecular function: N-acetyltransferase activity. Lineage: Eukaryota; Metazoa; Arthropoda; Insecta; Lepidoptera; Pyralidae. Bases 121 to 831 code for a protein of 236 amino acids. The transcript has 5 exons.
CCACAGCAAUAUUUAUUGAAUAUUCUAUCUAGUCUUUAUACACAUUUCGACGUCUUAGAAGUCGUUUGAAAUUUAAAGGGUUAAAAGCGUCGGAUAAGACGUUCGUGUUUUAUUAUAACAAUGUCUAACCGAGAAUAUCCUGAAGUAUUUGGUCGUUUUGAGAGAACAGUCGAAGAUGGAACAAUUUUGACAUUCGAAAUUUCAGAUAUUCCAGAGUCAAUGUGGAGUACUGCGGUUGAAUUUAUGCUGGGAAAUUACAUAAGAGAAGAUGUUUGGUGGACUACGGUAGGCACGGCGAAGAGUCUUGAGGCUGUGCAAGAGUACAGAGUGCUACUGACAUCGAUCGUUAAGCAGAAAAUGAGUUUGGCAUGCUUCCUCGCCGCCGGAGACGGUUCAGGACACACGCUUGUCGGUGUCAACAUUUGCUUGCCACAAGAAAAGGGACGCUUCAUUGAACACACCCCGCCCAAAACGAAGGCAGGUUUGGUAUCGCUACGUAUGUUCGUGGAAGCUAUGAAAGUGACAGUGAUAUAUGAUAAAUACAACGUGAAUGAAUAUCUCAUGGGAGCUGGCCUUUCUGUAACACCAGAAUACAGGGGUCUCGGCAUUGGCGUGGAAUUACUGAAAGCAAGAUUGAAACUAACAAAGACUUUAGGUCUUAGAGCAACUGGUGGCAUAUUUACAAGUAUGCAGGCGCAACGAGUGGCAGAAAAAGCGGGCAUGGAGUGUUUGUAUGAAAUAGCAUAUAAAAAGUUCGGGAAACAAUGCCAUGUAACGUUUGACACUGAUACAGAGUAUUUAAAAAUAUUCGGAAAAAGUGUUGAAAAUUAAGGAAAUCUGUUAAUUUAACAGCUUUUCUUGUAACGACACCCAGAGAUUUAUUUCAGGUGGACUAAACAACAGUGUUAACAAAAGGACGUGACAUGACGUCAUUUCAAAGGUUUAAGACUUCUGCGAUUAAUAGUCUGUGGGGCCCGACUUUAUGACUCUUCUGAGAAUAGCAGGGAUGAUAAAUGAUCUCCAUUUCUGUGGACUAUAACUGGCUGGACUUUAAUUUAAACGAUAAGUAAGUCAUAUACUAUUUGAAGAGAAUACGGCCGCAUGAUUAUUAUAUAAGAGUAUGCUUUCUUGUUAUUCUUCAAUGUUACUUAAUGUACUUAAAUAUUCAUUUAUUUGUCGCAAAGCUCGAAAACAAUAAUCUCAGUAUUAUAAAUUAACUCACUGUGAGUGGGGCAAGUCACUCUCCUAAUCUCUUAUAUAGAAAUCUGAAGUUGAUAAAUUAUUGUUGUGCGUUUAGUAAGGAACUGUAUUAUAAAUAUAAAUCAUAUGAUAAUAAGUAUAAAUAAAAUUCAUAAUAGCAGAAAUUAUGUAUUCUUUUUAAGUAUUUACCUAUUAUCAUCAUCAUUCUUAACAAUUCGUUAGAAAUUUAUGUCUGAUUACAACACUACGUAAGCCAAGCAGCUUACUAUAUAUUUUGACGGAGUAAAAUAAACGCACAACUUUUUACGAGUAAUCCACAAGGGCAUGGUUCAUGAUACUGAUAUAAAUAGAGAACUAAUUUCUAAACAACUAAUUCAGUUUCAGUAAAUUUACUUUCCAAGCUCUGUAGCCUAAUGAUUUUAUAGUUUAUUUAAUCAUGUAAAUACUAAAGUAACUAACUAACAUUCUAUCUAGGAAUUAUUCAUUGCG